This is a messenger RNA of Megalopta genalis, 11591 nucleotides long. The record is from RefSeq and is a predicted model, not a curated record. Lineage: Eukaryota; Metazoa; Arthropoda; Insecta; Hymenoptera; Halictidae.
UUCCCUUCGCACCGGUUCGUGCCGUCGGGUCCGGCUCGGCUCGUGCACAUACGCCAUGGUCUCUCGUGUCGAAUCGGGCCAGCUUCGUGGUGCCCAGCUGGAUCCGGACGCCCAUUUGUCGGUCUCGAGCAGCUCGUCGUCGGACCCAACCGGACCCAACCGGACCGAACAGCAGAUAUAUCCGUUCUCGAUCGGUGUGUCAUCUCACCGUGGAAACCAGCAGCAGCGUGUCUCGGUGAUCUGAUGUAACCCCCUUCUCUCUCCCUCUCUCUCUCCCUCUCUCUCUCUCUCUCUCUCUUUCUCUAUCUCUUUCUCCCUGUCUCCCUCUGUCUUUCUCUGUCCCUGUUCCUCUGUCGUGAAACCGCAUCGGCCGUGUGGAUCGCCUCGAUUAGACCAGAACGGUUGAGCGUCGCCGAGCGGUCCCAACGUCUGGAUCCGUAGAGCGCACUUGUUGGUCGCCGAUGCAGCCUGCAUUUCGUCGCGCGCGCGUGGCCACGAUUCAUCCGGCGAUCCCGCGCUGCUGAUUCAACCUGCUGCUCCUGUUAGACCCGGUGCUGGACCUGGUGUGGACCUGGUAUCGGACCGACGAGCAACGAUCGUCCGGUCGUGGUCUGACCGACGACUUCCAUCGAGGGCCCGAACCCGUGGACGCGCCGCUGGAAAUACGCGGGCCCCGCGGAUGAUUUACCGAGAACGGGAUUUACGAGCGUGGAUCGUACGCAGCGAGUUUCGCCGGGGUUUCGCGGUGUACCGACACGUACCUUGGAGCUCCCGUGACUCAGUGCUCGGUCAACCUUGUGCUAAUUUUCGUGCGUACCGUCCGGGCCAUCUGUCAAAAAGUUCGUUUGUCAACGGAGGGACAGGAUCGGAGAGGUUACGGGAGGACCGAGGACCGACCGCCGAUGGACACCGCGGCACGAGUGCGUCGAGGAGCAGGGAAUCUUUCCGGUCGAGGAGAAAGCCGUGAUUUCGCGGUGCUGCGCGAUUAAUCAAUUAAUCGUUCCGGGGAACGAGCGAUUUUCUCGGACUGGUUCGAGUCAUCCUCGAUGCGCUACCGUCGCCGAACACAAUUCCGCGUAUAACCGCGCGGAGAUUAAUUGUCCCCGUUGCAGCCGGGGCCCGGGCACGCCGAGCAAAUCAAAACGUUCACGGUGUCGUUUCUCGUGAACUGAUAAAGCGAUACGUGCACUCUCGCGGCCGAUUAAGAUAAAAAAAACCACGGGCCUCUCGGAAAGAAAAAUAUUUAUACUCCACGGCGGAACGUCGUUGUAGCGGCCGCCGCUGGUCGCUCGCCAGCUAUCGACACUCCGAAACGAUUCUCCCGGUCAAUUAACGAUCGCGAAUCGAUCGUGCCGCGGGAAAAGUUUUCCAGUGAAAGUGCUUUCGUUUCGUCGCCGGUGCCGUCGCCGUCGCCGCCGCCGUUGUUGUUGCUGCAGCCGUUAAACGUUGCCGUUGCUGCUCCUAAUGCGAUUCCAUUUCGAAUGCGAAUUCGUGAUUAAUUAAGAUCGGAGAGAAAUGCAUGCGGCCUGCACCGAAGAACGAUCCUGAGGAGCAGCUCGGCCGAUACGUGACUCCCGAUGCAGAAACGGAUCCGUUAUUUACCAAUCUAGUCACAUUGACUUUCGAUCGGUCCAACGCUGGGACAGGUUCUCCGAUUGUAAUCGGCGAGCGCGGAGCCGUGAGAAAUAUAAUAUUACGAUAAUAUUAUCUCUCGCUGUCUGAUAAGGCUGACGGUAAGCGAAUUCUCUAAUCUUGGCAAGCAAGGAUUUUCGAUAAAUCUUUCGCCGCUGUCGAGGCGGAUCGCGGAGUAGUUGUGUUUGCGCCUUCGGACGAAUUCCGAGGUGGUUUCGAGGAGGAUCGGCCUCGCGAUCGGAAGGGAGUAAGCAAGAGGAGCAUCUAUAGAUUUGAGGAACGUUCAUUAUCGUUAAAGCGUUCAGCCUCGUUGUCGAGUAAUGUACGCGAUUGAACGACGCCGAGUCAACGAUCGUUUCGGAACGACACGCGACGCGACCAGCUCGGCAUUCAGACAGAUCUCUGUUUCGAAGUGCAACGUGUCGGCGCUGUGCCCCGUGUGGAUCGUGUUUCCCCGAGGUGUCGGUGAUUAUUCUCUGUGAACGAAGCGUCAUUUAUUCAACAAAGUUCUGGUUAUGGAUAUCCGCGCGUCUGCAAAACGGGAAUAUCUUCUUGUCUGGGAUUAUGCGGACGGCAUCAAUGGAAGCAUUUUCAAACCCUCGCAGGAGGUGAAGGGAGGAUGAAGAAUGCCCCGCGUCGGUGGAGACGGGGGUGGCGGGUCGGAGAAGGCAGGGGGGAGCGGAUUCGGAGGAUGGCUCGGGGGUGCAGCGAGAGCCAUGACUGGGGCUACUGUUGGUGGCGGAUACGUCGUUUUGGGGGGCACCAGAUACGGUCUCCGACUUUCUCAGGAAAGCCUGCCGCCAUCAAGCUCGAGGGAGGAGUCUCAGGAGAGGCGACAGAAGCGGAACUCGCGGGAGAACGACUUGCGGGAGCGUUUGACGGAGAAGUCGCUGGAGAAUCCGGUGGUGGACCUGAGCUCGAGCAUCGCCGACUGCUGCUGCAUCGGGCCGCGCUCCCGUCUGCCGUUGCCGAGGAUCCCGACGUCAACGUCGACGUCGACACCGCCGACGACGGCGUCGUCGUACUCGUCGUCGACGUGUGGUGCCGUCGGAGGAGGAAGUGUAGGUGUAGGUGGAGCUGGAGGUGGCGGUGGAGGAGUAAGUGGUGGACAGACUCCGUUUCCUGGGCCUCCCACGUCUUCGAGCAGCCGUGCUGCCGGCAUGGAACAGCCGGCGACGCUGACGACGCCAACGAUGUCGGCGCAACCGUUGGUGAACUCUAAUAAUAACCAAGGGAUGCUGCAAACGUCGGUGGGGAACAGCACUGGCCAGCACCAUCCACCACAAUCGUCCGCAACUGUAACGGCAGCGGUACCGUCGUCCUCGUCGUCAUCCUCCUCGACGUCGUUCAGCGCGUCGACCGCCGUCCCGACGCUGCAGUCCGUCUCGGUGCCAAGGCAGCUCGCGCAGUGGACCAAGCAUCAGACCCUGAAGCUCCAGGAACCAGCAGUGAUAGCGGUGGACCGAUUGCACAGGUUCCGAUGGAGCGGGGGCGGAGGAGGAAGCGGCAAGAAGUCCUCUUCCGCCCCCCGGAGCGACAAGGCCGAACGCCUUCGAGAGCUCACCGAAAAACUGAAGGGCCCAGCACCGGUGCCACCGCCGAGACGACCUUCGAGGGUACAGGCGUCCUCUCCACCACCCACUGGUUAUUUGCCAACCCCGCAAAAUUAUCCGCAAGCAAUCAGUCAAGGAUGUGGUCGGUGCGAUGGCCGCCUAUCUUGUCGAAGCUACACGUACAGCGAGGGAAGCGGCCACGGGUCGAACAACCAGCAUUCGCAGCAACAUCACCUGAAGACGAUCGGCCGAAGUGACAGUGUCGGUGACGAGUGUUUGAGUGAGUCGGGUAGGGAUACGUGCAGGAAGACCUGCCCGGAUUCGAGGAGAUCCUUGCGAUCGGGCAGGCAACACGACAGGAGCAGUGGUGAUGUAAGUGACAUAAAAAACGAGCUGAACGCCAGUGCGAACGCGGCGAAACAUUUGAGACAGUACAGUGAUUCGGUGGUGGACAGUGCUACGUGUGUGGACGAUUUGUGCGACAACCUGAACGCUGCCUCGGCCGUUAACGAAGGCGAGGCCAGGGACGCCGUCACCAGGCUAGAACCGAGAGGACCUCUUCUCACCUUCCACAGAGCUGGCGCACCCUUUAGAAGCGCCUCCUUUGGGCAGGUAGACUUCAAUCAAGUGAACCGAACGAAGGCUCAGCCGAUAGCCACAUCGAACCGCACCGAAAACAAGGACGUCCGUGCGAGCACGCUGCCACGGCGCCGAGGGGAUGUCAGUCCAGUCGUCUCGACGCCGCAGAACAGCCCGAACCGUCAAAGUCCACGAACAUCGACGCCCAGCGUCGACAGCGCCGUCGGUUCCGCGGAAGGCUUGGGUGUACCGCAGACCGGAAAUCACGAAGAGAUCCGACCGAGGAGCGAUGGCUCCGACAGUCUGGCGACCUCCAGUGCCCUCACCAGCCCGGAACCACCGGUGCCCGAAAUCCACGAGCCCAGAGUCGACCUGGUGCAACCGGACGGUCUUCCGAUCGAGAUCGUCACGUCCGAGCCCGUCUUCCCGCUCGUCGAGAACUCGGCGAUCGAAGAAACCGUGCAAAAAGAAAAUAGGAUAGAGCCGCACGAAGUGAUAAUAACGCCGCCGCCGGAGGAGCCUAGGCUGAGCCAAGCGAGCGAGGGUAGCGAGGCGGCCAGCGAGGCACCCUCGGAGACGUCCUCGCCGUCGGGUAAAACGAGAAGGUACCGGGGGGACACCAGCAAAAGGAGAAAGGGCGUGUACAUAACCCAAUGGCCGGAGCCCUUGGACACCGACAGGAACAAGCUGUCAGCUCAGAGCAGCGAAGAACGAGACGAGCCACCUGCGACGCCCAGUGACCUCUCCGACUGCGAGGGCCACACGCCUAGAAGAUAUAGUAAGAGGCCUCUGCGGGGUCCCUACGGGCAAAUGCUCGAGGCCGAAAUGGCGAAGCCACGAGCCACCGACAUCGCCCUCGAGGAAGGUCUUCGUCCACGUAGGAAAGUUUCCGCGAAUCUUUCGUACAACACCAGCUCGAAUAACAGCGGCUCCGAGCCGCCAACACCUUGCCAUCACAGGACGACCUCCAGCCCGAGCAAACUCGAAGGACUUCCGGGACCAAGUCCCGAACUAUUGGCGGAACUACUUCGAGGUUCUUCGGAGAGGGUGGCCCGAGCGCCGGCGCAUCGAAACGAUACCAGAACUCACGUAGUCGUGGAACUUUAUGAUACCGAACGAUCGUACGUGGAGGCGCUACAAAUACUAGUCAAUAAAUACCUGCAACCACUGAAGAGUUCCGAAAAUGCCGGUUUGGUGGAUGCAGCGACAGUGGACGAAAUCUUUUACCAGGUUCCCUCUAUCCUCAAUCAUCACGAAGUAUUUCUGGAGGAACUGCGCAAAAGGCUCGAUACUUGGGAACUUAAACAGACAAUUGGCGAUGUCUUUCUCGAUGCGUUCACGAAGCCAGUCGUCCUGGACACGUACACCCUUUUCCUUGAUAAUUGGAAGUCCGCGAGGAAGGCGAUAAAGACGGCUUGUCAGGCGAAACCGGCUUUCGCACGAUUCCUCGAGACAAUGGAACGAGAGCACAAGGGAAAACUCGGACUAGAUCAGUUGCUGAUCAUGCCGGUGCAGAAGAUACCCCGUUACGAGCUACUCAUCCAAAGAUUGUUGAAGCACACCGAUGCGUCGCAUCCCGAUUUCGAAUUACUGCAAGCCGCUCAAAAGGAGGUGCACGAGUUAGUCGUGAAGAUCAAUUGCACGGAAAGACAGUCCCUCGAGUGGCAGCAACAGCAAACUACUUUGCGGGAAGUUCAAGCCCUCGUCGAAGGUCUCGUCGGCAUCGUUACUAACGACAGAGCUUUCGUCCGGCACGAUCUGGUCACCAUUGCCUCGAACCAGGGAACGAGAAAAGAACGCGCGUUGUUCUUGUUCUCCGAUCUACUCGUCAUCACCAGCAUCAAAAGGAGAAGCGGAACCAUCAAGAAACCGUCGACGAGUUCCUGUCCGAACAGUUUGGUCGGCCUACUGGAAGCAAACAAGUACAAAAUGUUAAUGAGAAUACCGCUGGACGACCUAGAAGUUAUGAAAGCCAAAGAUGAAAAUUUGAGGCGAAUGGCAAGGGAGGUGGACUACCUUCGAGAAGACUGCACCACGUUGGUACAGCUUCAGGAACUCGCGUCAACGUUGCACGGUGCAAAGCAACAACUCGAGGAUCUUAUCAAGGACAUGCUUGUGCAAGCGCAACGUCAAUUAGCCGAGAGGAAUGCGGCGCAUUCGCAAUUGGCCUGUUUAGAAUUAACGCUUAAUACUCAGGCCGGGAUCGAGAAUAUCUCCGUCAUGUUCACGAAACCGGACAAGAGGGCCAGUUGGGAGGAGAGCUUCAACGAGGCCAAGCAAAAGUUAGCGUUGUCCGCCGAUAGGAGACCCUGCCCCGAGUUUGUGGGUCCUCUGCCAAUUAGGAAGACUAGGGCCGGCUUGCAGUUCACUUGUGCUGCGCCCACCUUGACCAACGGUCAGGUUUCUCGGGAUGUCUGGGUGUGCAACAGCGACGGCUUCGUCGGCCAGGUGUGCGUGUUGAGCUUGAUGCCGGAACCGCCGCAUGUCACCUCUUGCAACGGUGUUUGCAACUCUAGGAUCCUGUGCGUAGCGGGAAUCCCGGCGUGUACACAAAGAUCGAAUUCAUGCGUGACUAACAACUCUUCGUACGCGAACAGUAAGAGCAGCAUAAGCAUAUCGGUCCAGGAUGUCGAUGCCAGUGGCGGGAACAUACACUUAGAUAGCUCGAGCUCCGAGGACUCAGACUCGGACGACAUUCCAUGUGCAGAUACGGGUAGCCUGACCUUGGGUGGCGAUGUUCCAAGUAUUGAUAGUUCGACAACGGAAGAGGAGACCAAUCAACCCACGAUGUGGCUGGGAAUGGAAGACGGAUGCAUACACGUUUACAAUUGCAACGACAACAUCAGAAUCAAGAAGAACAAAGUGAAGCUCCAGCAUAAUAGCAGCGUGCAUAGCAUCAUAUACUUGGACAAUAAAGUGUUCGUGUCGCUGGCUAAUGGAGACAUCACCGUCUACAUUCGAGAUCAUUUGGGUGGUUGGAACACACCAGUCCCAACAACCAUAAUGGUAGGAACGGCAGCGACUCCCAUCACAAGAAUGCUUUCGGUGUCUGGUAAACUUUGGUGCGGCUGUCGCAACACUGUGAAAAUCCUGAACACCCAGACGUACGACGUCGAACACAGUUUCGCCGUCAGCAAUGACUCGUCCACGUCGGUUUCCUGUAUGGCGAGUUCCGGUGGUCUUGGAGUUUGGAUUUCUUUGCACAACAGCGCCGUUUUGCGACUGUUCCAUUCUACCAGCUAUGAAUGCUUGACGGACAUCAACAUAGCUCCGGCUGUUACCAAAAUGCUUACCACAGGUUGCGAUGACAUAAUACGACAGCACAAGGCUGCCUGUCUUCGAGUUACCGCACUUUUGGCUUGCAACGAGUUGCUUUGGAUCGGUACAAGCGCCGGUGUUCUCCUAACCGUGCCAAUUCCCCAUAUAAAGCCAUCCACUCAGAGGAUGUCACAGCCGCCAAUUGUAACUGGCAUUCCCCAUGGGCACACUGGGCACGUGCGUUUCCUCACGUGCGUGGAAACAUUGACACCAUCGAAACCGGAUCCACGUCCGAAAGUGAACAGAUACUCCCUAAAAUCCAAUAAGAAUCAACAAAACAACAUCAAUCGCGGGAAACUCCUGGUGAUAUCAGGCGGCGAUGGCUACGAGGAUUUCAGAGGACCUCAAGCUUCCGCUGAGCCGCAGGCUGGUCGUGAAGACUCGACCAAUCAUCUGCUGCUUUGGAAAGUGUGAUGUGAUCUAGAACGACCCUCGGCAAGGGUCGCAGUUCACGCACGUCGGCAUGACACGCCGUGGGAAUCGUUGUCACGUGUGCACUCGACACGUGGUCGGGUCCGAGAUCGUCCGAUCGUGGCUGUUCAGGACGUAUUCGCUCGACGGUUUUUCAGGGAACGCGGGAAGGUUCUCUGGCUCGUUUUGGCCGAGUCGAUCAAGAGCAGAAUGUGGGAGGUUCGUUGUUUGCAAGGUGCCAAGAGGAACGGGUUCCGCAGCGUGACGGGACCCGAGUAGGCGAUUUUUCACCAGUUACCUUCGACGCUGACGUAAUUCACGAUCAGACUUCGAGACCGGGUGAUCUGUUUGACAGUUGUUGAAACGUUUUAGACAGAGACGCGGACAGUACUGUGUAAACGAUUUGCUGAAAUCAGCGGAGGGACUCUGAAAUUGACUACGUAGAUCGCUCAGCACAAUCAUUUGACUAACGCGGGGCUUCAGGAAAUCGUUUAGCAGAAGAUUUGUAUUUUUGCACCGGAUCCAGAAAUAAUUUUUGCGAAUUUGUCACGCGAUCGUGUUUACUAUCGAUGUAUUUUACUGUUCGUUAAAGAGGAAUGCGAGAUAGAUAGGACUACGCGUGUACCCGUUCGGAGAACAGUAAUUGGGAUAGAUGGCGUAAUGAGGUACGGUACCUGGGAGAGCGUUGAAUCGAGCUUAUUAUACAACCGACACAGGCCUAACCUAGACACUAAAAAAGAGACUAAUCCAAUGAAUUGUGCCAAAACGAAUUUAUCAUUGUCCAUCGAUCGACGCUAAGCAAGAACUGACGUACUUCAUUAUUCGUUUUCUUAACCGACAUCAAACUGAAUGUGUUCGUGUUGAACGUGAUGGAACUGGUCCAGACUUCGGACAUCGGGUGCGAGUAAUCUUUUGAAAUUCAAAUAUCUCUAGAUACAACUGUUACCUUGUUGUUGGUCGGGAGUUUAAAUUAAUCUGUUCCCCCGCGUGUGAACACGAGAGGGAAAUAACAGGAAAAUAACAUUCGUCGAACGGAAAUAACAGUGAUUACGUAUUUAGCGAAAUUUUUGUCCGCCUUACGCAAAAAAAAGAAAAAUAAAUGAACAAAUGUUGUCGCAAGUGAAAAAGAAACGCAGAUCUAAUGGAAAAGUAAUUUCAGAGUCGUGAGAUAUUUUUAUUCGGACGAAGAAUAUUCCUUGAAGCUUCGCUGCGAUAAUUACUUCGGAGAAAUCAGGUCGAAUUGAUUGUGGGCUGCAUCGAGGGCUGCGAAAUUCGCGAGGCCACUUUGUAUAGUUUCCCCUGGUCAAAGUGUACUUUUCGUUAAGUCUUUAAGCUCUUUACACCUACCGCGCGGUUUAUUCGCUUAAACGUAUAGGCGACUCGUAUACUUUUCUACAAAGUUCCAACGAUCCACGGAAAUAUCAACUAUGUUAUUAACAUACAGCGUAUUUGACAAUAAUUAAUUGAUAUCGAUUGUUCGAGUGAUCCUACGCGAGACAAAUGUAUCGAUGACGUCAACCAAAGCCGACGAAUUUUGGUUUUCGCGUAUCGUCACGCUAAAGAUCGUCGUUUAGAGUCGCGGAAUACGGGCGUUCUUCAGCUUGGAACACUUCGUCCUAAAGAUUGUUGUUGCAAAGAUUUAAUUGUCCUCCUUUUCAAGAUACCACCUUUCGCCGAAGAAAGGUCUCAACUUCGUUGCUGUUGUAAUAUUGGGAUCACUGAUUCGAACACCGCAAGGUUAAACAAAUUCCGAUUUUAAACUGGCUGUGCAUUCUUUCCAACUUGUGCAACUUGUCAAAAAAAAACAAAUACGGUUGUAUUUAACUUUAGUUUUUGCAUGUUACACAGACAAUGUGAUUCUGAAAAACAUUUAAUUUCAGUUGUAGCAAUUGCGAUCCCUGGAUUUUGUGCAAUACAUGUAUUUGUAAUUGGAUCAUAAAUGGAAAAAAAAUGAGACAAUUGAAAAUGCGAGAAAAAUUGGCUAAAAUAAAAUUCUUUGUCGUGUAUGCAAGAAUAGGUAAAUUACAUCUGCAAGGUAAAGAGAGCAAAUGACAGAUAAUAUGCUGAGAGCAUAUAAUAUACCGAAUGGGAACAAGUGCUUGUUAGUGAUCUUCGAAUUGAGCUUCAUAUCGAGCUUGCUGUGGCUACAAGUGAAAAAUGACUUAAUGUAUCAUAUGUAUAUUUGUAAUUAUGAGAAACAUCAUUUUGAAUGUAAUUCCUUUCAAAAUCAAUAUCAGCUGUCAAUAGUCUUAAAUGUUACUUAAACGUUGACAAAUUCUAGACAGCGUGAUUGUCUGCUUCUAGAAGAUAUCACUUUCGUUAGGAACACAUAGUAUGUUCUAUCUAUGAAAUAUUUUAUGUGAUAAAUUUAAGUCUUCGACGCAUUGGUAACGGAAGAUACCAACCUUAAAGAACCAGAAUUUAAAAAAAAAUGUCAAAUCUGUUCUCGAGUCUUCCUUGUUUCGUUACGUACACUUCAGCGAUGGCGAAUUAGGAAGAAUUAUUUUUAUCGAUUAGCUUCGCCUGUCAUUAUACCUCUCUACCGUUCGCUAAUAUGGAGCCACAUCUUUUUCGUCUCUCAAACAAACCAAAAGUUCCCGCAACACGAAAAUUAACAGUCGGAUCGCAUGACUUGCAGCGGAACGACUGCCCUCUCUAAAAAAAAAAAGAAAGAAGUGAUUACAAUUAUUGACCCCAAUAUUAUAACUUCUCACCAAGUAGAAUACAGCGUACCUUGUCACUUCACAACUCUCGUAUGUUAAUCAGCGCUUCUUAUUUCAGAAAACGGAGAACAUUGAUAUUCAUCGCGAAGUUUUUUGAAACAUUGUACAAACCCGUUACCUAAUUAUAAACACAUACACGGAAACAGUGAUAAAAAGGCAGUCCAAAUACACUAAACUAAGGGUCGCAUCGUUUUACUGAUAGAGCCGGUGUCGCUUCGUUUACGCACGUUUCAAGACUGAAAACGGGAUCUCGGAAAACGACACGGAAAACAAUGUCGUACGCGUGGAACGUCGUACGACCACAAUAAACUCGAUAGCUUUUGGUACACGAUAUUCUGAUUCUAGAUAGAAAUUACAAUUCCCAUUAUCGACUGGCUCAAACUGAAAAACGAUCGCCGCUUAAAUCGCUCCUCAAAAAUAGUUUAAGACCUUUUCGAUGUAUUUUUCCUUGCACCUGUACGUGUGAUGAUCGCUUUCCACGAGCCUGCUGCACGAGUCGGUCGCGUAGCUCUCCGAUUAUUAUCAUUGCAAUUCGCACCACUUGGGACUGCGAUCGAACUGGUAACAAGUCGUACGAAUCGUUCGAACAGAGCGUACAAUAUCGCAGGAAAAUUUACCAGCCGUGUACAGGUUUCGUAUAGAGUAUAUUUAUCGGUGUAAUUCCCAUUAUCUUGCAAGAUGUUAUGCGAUUCGUGGAGAGAAGCCAAGAACCAUUGAGAAUGAAGAUCCAAUGACGAACUCUGCCUUCGAUGCUUGUCUUUCAAACGAAUGUUAGAUUUGCUCUACCGGCACGUGUAAUUGCGUUUUGUUGAUGCAUGGCUCUGUGUGUGCGCGUGAUGUGUACAACUAAAAGAGAAUCGAAGCGCGAGGAUACACGAUCGACAAUGGUCAGAAGCAGAGCUUGCGUGUGAAUCUUGCGUGUGGAUUUCCCUUCGGUUGUCUCUGUUCGUCCAGGAAUUGGUCGAAACACUUGUUUAGGGAAACGUUGCUUCGCCGACGAACGUGGCCAGGUGUGGAAAGCAGAUAAACAAGAAAUAAUAUUAUUUAUUAUAGCAACGUAAGGUAUGCGGAAGUACACACGCCAGCUGUAUCGCGAUUGAUACUGUAUGAAUGCAUCUGUGGUAUUUCUAGUGUGCAAUAAGAACGGUGUCAUGUGUACAGCAACGAUCGCGCUCGUAAGUUAUUGUUAAUGUUAUUAAUGAUAACUAGAGGGCGAAACACGCAACUGCGGAGAAAUAUAUUUGUAUUAUAUGUAUUCGUUCCUUCCUAUUGGUGUCGUUAUUUCAUUAUCCUGGUCAUUUGCGCGACGAGUCAAUUAUCGUACGACAGUUCUUAUCUCAUCAAGUAUUGGUCGAAUAAAAAUCAAUCCUACAUA